AGCCCCGAGAAGACGGAGCCCACCGUGAGCCCCGAGGGAAUCCAGAUGGAGUUGGACGAGGAGAUGGAGAAUGACAUUUGUAAAGUGUGGGACAUGUCGAUGGAUGAGGACGUCGCUUUAUUUCUUCAGGAGUUCAAUGCCCCUGAUAUAUUCAUGGGAAUUUUUGCCAAGUCAAAAUGCCCUCGCCUUACUGAAAUCUGUGUGGGAAUAUUAGGAAAUAUGGCCUGUUUCCAAGAUAUAUGCAUGUCCAUUAGUAAAGAUGAGAAUCUUGGCCAGGUACUACUGCAACGUUUGUGUGAUUCAGACUCCCCAACUCUCCUGGAAACAAGCAGGUUGUUGUUAACUUGCCUCUCCCAGCCUGAGGUGGCCAAUAUCUGGGUUGAGAGAAUCCGAGAGAACCCUUCUGUGUAUGACUGUGUGUGCUUUAUCAUGUCCAGCUCUACAAAUGUUGAAUUGCUGGUAAAAGUGGGUGAAGUGGUGGACAAACUCUUUGAUCUAGAUGAGGAGCUAAUGUUGAACUGGAUUAAAAAUGGCACUUGUCCAUCUGUGGGACCAUCUGUAGAUGAUUCCCCUGAAGAACUUCCAGAUUUUAAGAUUGUGCCUUGUAUACUUGAAGCAGCCAAACAAGUCCGAUCAGAUAAUCCAGAAGGACUUGAUGUUUAUAUGCAUAUUUUGCAGCUCCUGACCACGGUGGAUGAGGGUAUUCAGGCUAUUGUGCAGGUUCCUGAUGGAGGAAAAGAGACUUGGAGUUUGCUGUAUGACCUUGUUUGCCAUGAACUUUGCCAGCCAGAUGAUCCACCGAUCAUUGUGCAGGAGCAGAAGACUGUAUUGGCCUCUAUUUUGUCAGUGCUGUCUGCUAUGUUUGCUUCACAGACAGAACAAGAAUACACAAAGAUGAGGAAAAAUAUGCCUCUGAUUGGCAGCUUGAUUCGUAUCUUGCAAUACAUGGAGGGCUGUGGGAAGAGAGCUGGUGAUAGCUCAAAGGAGUCUGAACAAGAAGAGACUGGAACAGCUGAUAUAAAUGAUGAAGACUUCCAUUUAAAAAUUUUGAAGGAUAUUUGCUGUGAAUUACUUUCAAAUAUGCUUCAAGAACUGACCAAGGAAAAUACAUUAGAAGGACUACACCAGGGACAUUUAAAUGAGCAGACAUGUUCCUGUGCAUUUCAGAACCUCUUACCUCUGUAUUUUGCAUCAGUGGAGAGUUUCCUUGAAGUGCUGCGUGAGGCUGAUCAGACACUUGCUGAUAAUCUCGAAAAACGUUUCCCAAGCCUGAAGGUCCACUCCUAAGAAUGUACAUGAAAUAUUUUCCUUCUUUGGAAUGAAGAUUUUAACUGUUUUAUUACAGUGUUUCAGAAAUCAAGUUUUCAGUAAAUGCAGAAGAAUGCGACAACCUCCUUAGCAACAGGUGGCUUUUAAGAAAUCUUCCAGGUAGCCGUGAUUAACCUAGGGUUGAUCUGGUCUUUAUGGGGAAGGAAAUUACUGUAAUUUCAAUUCUGUAUCUUCCAUCUUAUUUGCUC
Molecule: messenger RNA, 1517 nt
Organism: Nestor notabilis (Kea)
Lineage: Eukaryota; Metazoa; Chordata; Aves; Psittaciformes; Psittacidae
Gene: SAAL1
Product: serum amyloid A-like 1
Exons: 11
Coding region: 46-1287 (413 amino acids)
Source: RefSeq, a predicted model, not a curated record